CGAAAAAUAGGUUAAGCUCAAGAUCAAGAGACGGUGUUGCCAUAUCGUUGUCACCUGCAAAAAGGGAAGGCGGCGGCUGGUUGGCGGUGUGUGUCUGUCUGUGUGUCUGUGUGUGGCUGUAGGGCGUCACCAUGAACCCUGCUGCCGUGCCCACGCCCUUGGAAGACGUGCAGGGCGACGGGAGAUGGCUGAGUAUGCACAACCGGUUUGUGAACCAGGCGCGGGAGAUGGAACCAGACGUGGUGUUCGUUGGGGACUCCAUCGUGGCGAACCUCCAGUGCACCGAAGUGUGGGAGAAGUGGUUCGCUCCAAUGCACAGCCUCAAUUUUGGCAUCGGUGGCGACCAAACACAGCAUGUCUUGUGGCGACUGAAAAACGGCGAGCUGGAAUUUAUUAAACCAAAGGCAGUAGUAGUGCACGUGGGGACCAACAACCACCAGCACACUGCGGCGGAGGUGGCUGGCGGCAUCAUGGAAAUAUGCAGGACCAUCCGGGAGAAGCAGCCACAAACUUAUAUUGUAGCCUUGACACUCCUGCCUCGAGGGGAGAAGCCGAACCGCCUCCGUGAAAAGAACAGUGAGAUAAACGCUCUCAUUAAGGAAACUCUGCGCUCCAUUGAGAUGUGUCAGGUAAUCAACGUGGACCAGGACUUGGUACUCGGGGACGGCACCAUUGACCACCGAGACAUGUUUGACUACCUGCACCUCACGUCCCAGGGCUACCGGAGGGCGUUCGAACCUGUGUACCUCUUGCUUACUAAUCUGCUUCACGAGGACGACCCACCAAUACUUAACAACGCCUCCUCUGCCCUCCUCUCCCCAUCCUCCUCACCCCUUCUCUCCCCAUCAGGUGAUAAUGCGCCCCAGACUGACACCCCUGCCACGUGCGGGGAGUAGUUUAGGGCGCUGUCUUCCCUACUAUCUCCUCCUCCUCCUCCCCCUCCUUCUCCUUCUGUGUUCUGUUUAUCGUUAUCGUCACUGGCAGCUUAAUUCCAUCUUUCUUCACUUGUGUCUUUGAUUUUUUGUAUUUUUUCUGUCGUCUUUUCAUCUGCCUUGUCUAGUAUUGAUGUCUCUCAUAGUCCUAAGCCAUUUUUUAUUUAUUUAUUAUUAUUAUUUUUUAUUUAUUUAUCUUAUUUUUAUUUUUACUUUUAUCUCCUAUUCAGUGUGAAGUUAAUCUAAAGUUUUUGUUUUUGUUUUUUUAUUUUUAUGGGCUUAUCGUCAGACUCGCAUGUCAAUGGUAUUCCCUGAUAUGCCAGUGAAAGAUGAACUGCUAGCCUGCUUACUGUGGGAAUCUGUAGAUGUUUUAGAAUUCCUACUUCACUGUUUUGUUUUGUAUUUAUUGGUCGUCUCGCUCUGGGUCGUCCUUUCCCGAGUGUGUUUGUCUCGUGUUUCUGUUUUCCUGUAACGUUCGGCCUCCUUUCAGUUCUGUCCCAGCAUUUCUGUCAAAUAUUUGUGUUUUUUUUUUGUCAUCAAUUCUGUGCGUCUCUUCAGUCUGACUCGUGCAUCUUCUCAGAAUAUCCGGUAUUUUUGUCUUGUUUUUUUUUUUUUUUUUUUUUUUUUUUUCUUUUUUUUUAUUAUUAUGUAAAAUAUGUCAGUAUCUUAUUUUUGUCUUUCAUCAACAAUUUAUGUGCAUGUUUCUCUUUUUUUCUUUUUUUUUCUCUCAUUUAUAAUUAAUGCAUCUUUUCACUUCAAUUCUGGCAUCUUUACAAAACAUUAAGUAUUCUUGUUUACCUAUUUUAAUGUAGUUUUUAUUUCAUUUUUUCUCCCCAUACACCCUCUGCUGGCCCUUAACUGCCAAGAUACCAUGUCAUUUUAGUUGCUCACUGCCAUCAGCCAACCCUGCAUUCCUCCACCAACCACUCCUUCACUCUUUUACUGUCAUUGGACUGAGAGGCAUACAGUAUUAGCCCUCUUACUUGACUCUGGCCUGGCCUGAUAUGGUCGAGUUGCUGGUGUUAGUGGUUGGCAUUGGUGGCUGUGGUGGUGCUGGUGGUGGUGGUGGUGGUGGAUGAGUGCAUUCCAAAAGAACCAAAGCUGCAGAACAGAGAGAAGUGUGUGUGGUGAUUCUGUUCUUGUGAUACUGAGAGGUGGUGAAGCUAAUCUACUGUCAUCUCAAGCUGGGGAAGCAGUGAAGGACUGUAUUCUGAAACAUUUCUGCUUGAAGCUUCAUGGAUUUUUAAGGGUGUUUUCAUGGUUCUGGGGGACAAAUUAACAAGAAUUCUACUUUAUAAAGAAGAAAUACUUUCAAGAACUCUUGAGAAAGGUGCAGAAUUCUCAUUAAACUAUCGCAACCACCAAAACUCCUUGAAAUCCUCAAUAACUUCCACUUGAGCUUUGUUAAACUACCACUAUCCUUGUUAAACUAUCUCAACACUUGAAAAUAGUCAUGGUGAGAGAGCAGAGCAUUUCAGAAUACAGGCCUUUUACUCACAGGCAAUGAGUGAAUGAGUGAGUGAGUAUGAGAGGAAAUAUAGGAAAAAGCAUGGCACUUUAUUCACCAGCCAUUUCAACUGUUACUUUCUUCACACUUAGAACAUGGCAGUGGUUGAAAUGGUAGAGAGGUAAACUGACUUUCCAUCCCUUGUUUUGUCUCGUCAUGCCAUUCCUUUCAUUUUCAAGAGGGUGGACUUUUCUACUUUAUUUUGAUCUAGGGAAUGAGUUUUGUCUGUGUUCCUCCUCCUACAUAUCUGUGAGAAUAAUGUAUUGGCCUGACUGUCUUAGGGUUCCUCAUGGUUUCCUACUAACAUGCAUUUGGUACGCCAGUCGGUAGUUGAUUUGUGAUGGCAUUGGCAUAAUAAUUUGUGUGUGUUCAUCUGUUUGUUCACUUUACUCUCACUACAGUACAUCCAUCUCUUGUUUAUUUGAAGACCAGCCAGGUAAUCAUUUAGCAGAGAGGCUGUAGGGACGCAUAGAUACAUGGCAGUCCUAUUCUGUACUUUUCAUACAAAAUUAGCAGCUUUUUGUUUGAAUAUAAUCAGCCAGGUAUCCAAGUAUAAGUUAUUCUGCUAUAGGGACACUUAGAAAAACACAUGACUGCCUCAGACUGCGCUUUUCUGUAUAAAAAUGCGCAGGAUUUUAUUUCUUCUAUGUGUGACUCUGGCCUAUUUGGGUCAGGUUACAGGGCUUGUGAUUUGGUAAUGAACUGGAAUGUUUUGUUGUGAGGGUAACGAAGGAGAGAGGAGUGUGGCUCAGACAAUAGCUUAUAAAUACUGACAGAAGGAGAGAUGAAAGCUAUGAUGCCUCUGAAAUGUUUACAGUCACGGCUUGCUGCAUCACUUAGUUUGCAUCUGUGUUAUUGCAUUCAGGACAGCAUCUACUGGGAGGCGUUUGGAGGGAGAGAGAAAGAGAUGUGUGCUGUGUGCUGUGAGGUACUGAUAUAUUCCUGCUUGUUUUGUGUAAGGCUUGAGUGGAAGCUGUGCUGUGAAGGGGAAAGUGAGGUAUUUGAGAGAUGCUGUGAGGUGGUGAAGGCUUGUGUGAUGAGAGAGGAAGAGAAUCUGCAGUGAAAUGAGAUGUUAUGAGGUGAAGAUGAGGUGAAAUUUUGCUGCAGUGUGAGGUGGAAGAGAAUCUGCAGUGAAAUGAAAUGUGAGGUGAAGAUGAGGUGAAGUUUUGCUGUGAUGAGGGGAAGAGAAUCUGCAGUGAAAUGAAAUGUUGUGAGGUGAAGAUGAGGUGAAAUUUUGCUGCAGUGCGAGGUGGAAGAGAGUGCAGUGGAAUGAAAUGUGAGGUGAAGAUGAGGUGAAAUCUCUGCUUUCGUCACCAGCAACAUGGCAAGAGUCCUUCGCUCGAUGUAGUAAUAGAUGGUUUAGCACUGUCAAACCUCCAUAGCAUUUUUACUCUUUUACUUGCAAUAUUAUGAUAUGUAUGCAUUGCACCUUAGUUAUGAUAAAGGGUCGAGUGCAACAGACCUGCUUAGCUUUGCGGAAACCCACCUGUAAAAACAUUUAGUGAAUUCAUAUCCAACUGCCUCGUUUGAAAAGUCGUUCAUUUGUGAGGCACGUUUUGUGAUGAGACCUGUGUGUGUGUGAUCUCAUGAAUUAAAAGGCAAGAAUUUAGUUUUACUGUGAGUGAUGGUGAGGAAUAAGUGAUGAUGGUGAGGCCUCUAUAUAUGUUCCCUGGGUGAAUGGUGAGCUGUCCCUUCACUGCCCCGUAUUUGUGUGAGAGAAGAAGUUAGCUUGUAUUCUUAAAAGCUUGGUUCUCUCAUCUUGACUGCUUUCAACGGACCCAGAGAUGAUUGGUUAAAUCCUCACGGUGCUUAUUUUUCUAUUACAAUACUGAUUUCAUGAAAGCUCUCUUGAAAACUUAGUUAACUCAUGAAAACUAUUUUGUAAGGCCACAGAGAUGAUGAGUCAGGUUCUCAUGAUGUUUUCCCCUUUAAAGAUACAGGAUUCUUGCCAAACUCAAAAUAGAAUAAUGAAAACACACUUGAGAUCCACAAUUGCAGCCUGUUGAACUAUCAUUGGUUUUGCUAAUUGUUACUAGAAUCAUUAAAACAUUCUUGAAACCUCCAAUAAGUUCCGUUAGGGUUUGUUAAAGGUGUAGAAUCACAUUAAUAAAAAUACCCUUGAAAUCACAAAAAAAAGGUGCAGAAUUCUCAUUAAACUAUCUCGAGAACUACCAAAACUCCUUAAAAUCCUCAAUAACUUCCACUUGAGCAUUGUUAAACUAUCACUACCCUUGUUAAACUAUCUCAACAAUCAGAACAACAACUUGAAAUUAUCAGUAACUUCCAGUAGAUCCCUGUUAAAACUAUCACUACUUUCCUUAAGCUGUGUCAGGAAUCAGAAAAAAAAUAAAUAAAUAAAAUCUCCAAUCACUUCCACCAAUGCUUGUCUUUGAGAGAGUCAAGAUGAGAUGACAUAACAUUCAGGAAUACUUGCUGUUUGUGUUCCGUCAGUGUUACAAGGAGGCCUGGUGUGUUGUGCGUCUCCUGAGGGCGGGGACGGGUGGCAAUACAGUGUUGUGUGGGCCUGGUGUAUCUCAGCUUCCUUUCCUUUGUGUUUCUGGUCAUCGCUGUGGGAACAUUUCCGUACGAUGUAAUUAUUACCAUUAUUACUAUUAUUAUUAUUAUUGCGUACUAUUACGUAUUAUUAAGUAAUUUUUUUACUCCAUUUCAUACAUACAGUAUUUUUAUUUUUACAGUCCUAGUAUUUAUUAGCACGUACAUACAUACAUACAAACACACACAAGAGAGUCUGCAACAUCGUGUUUCUGCUACAUAAUGUUAUUUUAGCUUUAAUAUUCCAGUUAGCGUAUGUUUGUGUUCACACCUCACACUGGGCGGGAGAGAGGAAGGCGGUGUGAGUGUGAGGGUGUGGGCACUGUGCUAUCUACCCUGUUGCUAAGGCUCCAGUGCACCUCUGUGUUUCAUCAAUACAUUAUUAAGUUAUUACACAA
Messenger RNA from Scylla paramamosain (green mud crab), 5390 nucleotides. RefSeq names its product platelet-activating factor acetylhydrolase IB subunit alpha2-like (gene Paf-AHalpha). Lineage: Eukaryota; Metazoa; Arthropoda; Malacostraca; Decapoda; Portunidae. The coding region runs from base 132 to 896 and encodes 254 amino acids. The record is from RefSeq and is a predicted model, not a curated record. The transcript is spliced from 5 exons.